GGGGCUUGGAGGUCAGGGCCUUCUGGUGCUUCACUUCCUCCAACACUGAGGGGUCCACCCAGGCUUGAGAGCAGCCGGGAACAGAGGCACAGAAGCGCUGGAGACUUAGUUCUGCCGGCUUGUGGUCCUCUUGCCCCGACGCGUAGAGGUCCCUCACCCAGCUCCAGAACCCUCCGUCACCCUAGUACGGUGGUCUGCGACGCUCGCCUGCAGCGGAAGCGCGGCGUGCCAUCCCCCCGCUGUGUCAGCCACUCCCCCUCGACAGCCACCCCCCCUCCCGCGCGGGCCCCCCGGCCCCCGCCCUCUGCACCACACGCCCACGCCGCCCGACCCCGCGGGGGACCCCAGUUUCCCGGCCCUGGGCUUCCCGUCCCCGCCUCCGACGCGGCCCCCUCCCCGCCUCCGCUCAGCUCCGGGCUCGGGCCCCCUCCCCCCGCCGCCCCCGCCCCCGGGGAAGGCAGGCGCCGCUCGAAGCCGGGGCCGAUGCAGCUAAACCGUGCCGCCGUCGCCGCCGCCGCUGCGCCUGCGGAGCCCCCGGAGCCGCUGUCCCCCGCGCUGGCCCCGGCCCCGGCCCCCCCCGGCCCCCUCCCGCGUAGCGCGGUCGGCGGGGCUCCGGCGGGGGGUCAGGGGGGGCCAGGGCGCCGCGCGGAAUCCCCGUGCGCUCCUCUCUCCGCCGGCAACAGUCCGGGCCCCGGCGCUAGCACCGGGAUGGACGGCCCCGGGGCCAGCGCCGUGGUCGUGCGCGUCGGCAUCCCGGACCUGCAACAAACGAAGUGCCUGCGCCUGGACCCAACCGCGCCCGUGUGGGCCGCCAAGCAGCGUGUGCUCUGCGCCCUCAAUCACAGCCUUCAGGACGCGCUCAACUACGGGCUAUUCCAGCCGCCCUCCCGGGGUCGCGCCGGCAAGUUCCUGGAUGAAGAGCGGCUCUUACAGGACUACCCGCCUAACCUGGACACGCCCCUGCCCUAUCUGGAGUUUCGAUACAAGCGGAGAGUUUACGCCCAGAACCUCAUAGAUGACAAGCAGUUUGCAAAGCUGCACACAAAGGCAAACCUGAAGAAGUUCAUGGACUAUGUCCAGCUACAUAGCACAGACAAGGUGGCCCGCCUGCUGGACAAGGGGCUGGACCCCAAUUUUCAUGACCCUGACUCAGGAGAGUGCCCUCUGAGCCUUGCGGCACAGUUGGACAAUGCCACUGACCUCCUGAAGGUUCUUCGCAAUGGCGGUGCUCACCUGGACUUCCGAACCCGUGAUGGGCUAACAGCUGUCCACUGCGCCACCCGCCAGAGGAAUGCAGGGGCAUUGACGACCCUGCUGGACCUGGGGGCUUCACCUGACUACAAGGACAGCCGCGGCCUGACGCCCCUGUACCAUAGUGCCCUAGGGGGCGGGGAUGCCCUCUGCUGUGAGCUGCUGCUUCAUGACCAUGCACAUCUGGGGACCACUGAUGAGAAUGGCUGGCAGGAAAUCCAUCAGGCCUGCCGCUUUGGGCACGUGCAGCACUUGGAGCACUUGCUGUUCUAUGGGGCCAACAUGGGUGCCCAGAAUGCCUCGGGAAACACAGCCUUGCACAUCUGUGCCCUCUACAACCAGGAGAGCUGCGCUCGUGUCCUGCUUUUCCGUGGUGCCAACAAGGACGUCCGCAAUUACAACAGCCAGACGGCCUUCCAGGUGGCCAUUAUUGCAGGGAACUUUGAGCUUGCUGAGGUAAUCAAGACCCACAAAGACUCGGAUGUCGUGCCAUUCAGGGAAACCCCCAGCUAUGCAAAGCGACGGCGUCUGGCUGGCCCAAGCGGCUUGGCAUCCCCUCGACCCUUACAGCGCUCAGCCAGUGAUAUCAACCUGAAAGGCCAUGCCCAGCCCGCAGCUUCUCCCGGGCCCACUCUCCGAAGCCUCCCUCAUCAACUGCUGCUUCAGCGGCUUCAGGAGGAGAAAGACCACCGGGACAGGGAUAGUGAGCCGGAAAAGGACAUCAGUGGCCCUGCAGCAGGCAGGGGUAGCCACAACAAGAUCAGCCCCAGCGGGCCCGGCGGAUCCGGCCCCGCGCCCGGCCCCGGCCCGGCGUCUCCCGCGCCCCCCGCGCCGCCGCCCCGGGGCCCGAAGCGGAAACUUUACAGUGCCGUCCCCGGCCGCAAGUUCAUCGCUGUGAAGGCGCACAGCCCGCAGGGCGAGGGCGAGAUCCCACUGCACCGCGGCGAGGCCGUGAAGGUGCUCAGCAUUGGGGAGGGCGGUUUCUGGGAGGGAACCGUGAAGGGCCGUACUGGCUGGUUCCCAGCUGACUGUGUGGAGGAAGUGCAGAUGCGACAGUAUGAUACACGGCACGAAACCCGAGAAGACCGGACAAAACGUCUCUUCCGUCACUACACUGUGGGUUCCUAUGACAGCCUCACUUCACACAGUGAUUAUGUCAUUGAUGACAAGGUGGCUAUCCUGCAAAAACGGGACCAUGAGGGUUUUGGCUUCGUUCUCCGGGGAGCCAAAGCAGAGACCCCCAUUGAGGAAUUCACACCCACACCCGCCUUCCCUGCGCUCCAGUACCUGGAGUCUGUAGAUGUGGAAGGUGUGGCCUGGAGGGCCGGGCUUCGAACUGGGGACUUUCUCAUCGAGGUGAAUGGAGUCAACGUCGUGAAGGUGGGUCACAAGCAAGUAGUGGGUCUCAUCCGUCAGGGCGGCAAUCGCCUGGUCAUGAAAGUCGUGUCCGUGACCAGGAAACCCGAAGAGGAUGGUGCUCGGCGCAGAGCCCCACCACCCCCAAAGAGGGCCCCCAGCACCACGCUGACCCUGCGCUCCAAGUCCAUGACGGCUGAACUCGAAGAACUCGAAAAGUUGGAUGAGAUCCUGGCAGUUGCUGCGGAGCCGACCCUGAGGCCAGACAUUGCAGAUGCUGACUCCAGGGCAGCCACUGUCAAGCAGCGGCCCACCAGUCGGAGGAUUACCCCUGCCGAGAUCAGCUCAUUGUUUGAGCGCCAGGGCCUCCCAGGCCCAGAGAAGCUGCCGGGCUCUUUGCGGAAGGGGAUUCCACGGACCAAAUCUGUAGGGGAGGAUGAGAAGCUGGCAUCCCUACUGGAAGGGCGCUUCCCACGCAGCACAUCCAUGCAGGACACAGUGCGUGAAGGUCGUGGCAUUCCACCCCCUCCGCAGACCGCUCCACCACCCCCACCCGCGCCCUACUACUUCGACUCCGGGCCACCUCCCACAUUCUCACCGCCGCCACCGCCAGGCCGAGCCUUUGACACUGUGCGCUCCAGCUUCAAGCCAGGCCUGGAGGCUCGCCUUGGAGCGGGGGCCGCUGGUCUGUAUGAUUCUGGAGCUCCUCUGGGCCCGCUGCCCUACCCUGAGCGUCAGAAGCGUGCGCGCUCCAUGAUCAUCUUGCAGGACUCUGCGCCAGAAGUGGGCGAUGUCCCCCGGCCGGUGCCUGCAGCUACACCGCCUGAGCGCCCCAAGCGCCGGCCUCGACCGUCCGGCCCUGACAGCCCUUAUGCCAACCUGGGCGCUUUCAGUGCCAGUCUCUUUGCUCCGUCGAAACCACAGCGCCGCAAGAGCCCACUGGUGAAGCAACUUCAGGUGGAGGACGCUCAGGAGCGCGCGGCCCUGGCCGUGGGUAGCCCCGGUCCAGUGGGUGGAAGCUUUGCACGAGAUCCCUCCCCAACGCACCGUGGGCCCCGGCCGGGUGGCCUUGACUACGGCUCCGGAGAAGGUCUGGGGCUCGCUUUUGGCGGCCCUGGCCCUGGCCCCGGCAAGGAGCGGCGCCUGGAGGAGCGACGCCGUUCCACUGUGUUCCUAUCUGUGGGUGCCAUCGAGGGUAGCCCUCCCAGCGCAGAGCUGCCAUCCCUACAGCCCUCCCGCUCCAUUGAUGAGCGCGUCCUAGGGACAGGCGCCCCCACUGGCCGUGAUUUGCUCCUCCCCUCCCCUGUCUCAGCUCUGAAGCCAUUGGUCAGUGGCCCUAGCCUUGGGCCCUCAGGCUCCACUUUCAUCCACCCUCUCACUGGCAAACCCUUGGAUCCUAGCUCACCCCUAGCCCUUGCUCUGGCUGCCCGAGAGCGGGCUCUGGCCUCGCAAACGCCUUCCCGGUCCCCCACACCUGUGCACAGCCCUGAUGCUGACCGCCCUGGACCCCUCUUUGUGGAUGUGCAGACCCGAGACUCCGAGAGAGGGUCGUUGGCUUCACCAGCCUUCUCCCCUCGGAGCCCAGCCUGGAUUCCGGUGCCUGCUCGCAGAGAGGCAGAGAAAUCCCCUCGAGAAGAGCGGAAGUCACCAGAGGACAAGAAAUCCAUGAUCCUUAGCGUCUUGGACACGUCCUUGCAGCGGCCAGCUGGUCUUAUUGUUGUGCAUGCCACCAGCAAUGGACAGGAGCCCAACAGGCUGGGGGCUGAAGAGGAGCGCCCGGGUACUCCGGAGCUGGCCCCAGCCCCCAUGCAGGCUGCGACUGUGGCAGAGCCUAUGCCAAGCCCCCGGGCCCAGCCCCCUGGCAGCAUCCCAUCAGAUCCCGGGCCAGGCCAAGGUAGCUCAGAGGAAGAGCCAGAGCUGGUAUUUGCUGUGAACCUGCCACCUGCUCAGCUGUCCUCCAGCGAUGAAGAAACUAGGGAGGAGCUGGCCCGCAUUGGGCUAGUGCCACCUCCUGAAGAGUUUGCCAAUGGGAUCCUGCUGGCCACCCCACCCCCUGGACCGGGCCCCUUGCCCACCACGGUACCCAGCCCGGCCUCAGGGAAGCCCAGCAGCGAGCUGCCCCCUGCCCCUGAGUCUGCAGCUGACUCUGGAGUAGAGGAGGCUGACACUCGAAGCUCCAGUGACCCCCAUCUGGAGACCACAAGCACCAUUUCCACAGUGUCCAGCAUGUCCACCCUGAGCUCGGAGAGUGGGGAACUCACUGACACCCACACCUCCUUUGCCGAUGGACACACUUUUCUACUCGAGAAGCCACCAGUGCCUCCCAAGCCCAAGCUCAAGUCCCCGCUGGGGAAGGGGCCGGUGACCUUCAGGGACCCGUUGCUGAAGCAAUCCUCGGACAGUGAGCUCAUGGCCCAGCAGCACCAUGCUGCCUCUACUGGGUUGGCUUCUGCUGCUGGGCCUGCCCGCCCUCGCUACCUCUUCCAGAGAAGGUCCAAGCUGUGGGGGGACCCCGUGGAGAGUCGGGGGCUCCCUGGGCCUGAAGAUGACAAACCAACUGUGAUCAGUGAGCUCAGCUCCCGUCUGCAGCAGCUGAACAAAGACACACGCUCCUUGGGGGAGGAACCCGUUGGUGGCCUGGGCAGCCUGCUGGACCCUGCUAAGAAGUCGUCGCCCAUUGCAACAGCUCGUCCACUGGCUACAGACUCAUGUUUCCGGACCCUGGGUGCCUCUGAAGCCAGUUUGCCCUCAGCCCAGGCCUCCAGUCACCCCUGCCAGGAAGGAAAGCCUUGACGCUAUCCAGACAGGUAUAGCUGCUUGGCCCAGCUUAGACCUUUUGGACCCAGACUCUCUUCUGAGCUCUGCUUAAAGCUCCCACUGCACUGCCUUAUGACUGUUUUGUAGCCUCCAGUGUAGCUGCUGAAACCUAACCCUUGGAGUAGGUCUUGUGUAGAUGUCUGUUCCGUGACACAGAUGCCCGGGUGAGGGUCAGUAUGAGUUCAGGGGGAGAAACAGGCAAGGUGACAUUCCUGGCUUUGUUUUACUCUGUAUGUGACUACACUCUGACCUCACAACUCUGCUUCUAGUGCACCUCACCUCUGUUUGCCACUCCACUUUGCCCCCAAAGCCAAGAUGGCUCCAUGAGGCCAGGUUCCAUAGGAGUGAAAGUUUCUUCUGGGGGCUUUGCCUGUUCCUGUGUGUAUACCUUGGAUGUUCUUGGAAUAUUUGUGUUGGGGCCACUAUCUGGCUUCUUCAAGAAGCUCUACCAGGGGGUCUGAGCAGUUGGGAGGAAGCAAUAUGGACAGGCUGAGGAGAGAGCCAUUAAAAUAAGGUCUCCAGGGAAGGAGUAAUCCGUGCAAGAGAUAAGUAGAAAGUUGCUUUAACGGAAUGUGUUAGCUUUCUCUUCUCUGUGACGGAUUUUGCCUUACAGGAACAACUUGAAUAGGGAAGAUGUAUUUUGGUUUAUAGUUUCAGAGAUUUCAGUCCAUGAUUUCUUGGCCCCAUUGCUAGGGAGAGCAUUAUAAUUGGGGAGGGGUUUGGGGUAGUGAGUCAUUUCAGGGCAGCCAGGAAGAGAGAAGGACCCGGAAGGGGAAGGAAUAAGACCAUCAAAUUAUGAAUUCAUCAAUGUAUUGUUGUGAUCAUUAUUGAUUUUUUUUUUUUUUUGCGGGGGAGCAGAGUCUUAACAUGUAGCCUUGGCUGGCCCGGGCUUGCUAUGUAGAUCAGGCUUGCCUCAGAGUGACAGAGAUCUGCCUGCCUUUGCCUGUUGAGUGCUGGGAUUAAAGGUGUGUGACGCCAUAGCCAGCCCCCCAUUAUUAAUUAUUAAUAAUUCAUAUUAAUUCAUUGGUUAGGACAAAGCCCUCAUGAUCCAGUUACCGCUCAGUGAUUGGAUACAUCACUGCACCUUCAGAACGCAAACCUUUUAAGGGAAUAUUACAUAGCUGAACUAUAACAAGGAGAGAGAGGUAUUGAGGGGACUCCGGCUGGUGUGGAAUAGGCACUGUGGAUACUGUGCAGAGUGGGCAGGAACUUAGGCCAGCUUAAAAGAGAAGGCAUUGUGGGGGUGGGGGGUGAGGUGGCAGCUGGAGAGAGGUUGGUCAGACAGUGGAGAGACUUAGCAGACUGCAAGACACCGCUAAGCCGCGCUUAAGGGUCUGCACUGCACAGCGGAGAGAGAGCCAGAGAGAGGAGGCAGGUAAAUCGGACACCUUCUAGCCUAGCUCUCCUAGGGACUUUCUCUUCCCCAGUACCUUCUGAGUUCCAGCCUCCAUAGAGUGUCCCACAGGGGUCCCUGAACCUGGCUGUCCAUUGUGUGGUUGUGACCGAAGGCUUUGUGGGCCUGGCCUGCUAACACUCUCUCUCAUUGCUCUUUCCUGCCCAUCUGCAUGUGGCUGCUCUGUCUAGCUGCGCGGUGGUCCCGAGUGCCGGCUGUGUAAGUGAGCAUGCCCAUCCCAUGCCUCUCGCAGUUCACACGCUGUGCCUGGCUGCCCCUGGCUGCUCUGCAUGGCUACGUGGGGCUUUGGUGCUACUGACGGCGACCGAGACUGUCCUUGGCCGUAGUAAGGGGUCGAGAUGGGAAUGCGGGGCCGUGGGAGCAGGCUUCCUUUAGGGCAGCCGCCUCAGGUUGGCCUCCAGCCAGGCAGGCUGGGGCGGGGCUGGAAGUCCAGGAUCCUGCCAGGUGAGGCUGGGAACGGAGGUACCAUUUGCCUUGUGUGUCUGCCUGUGUGCGCCUGCAUUUCUACCAUUACUGCUGCAUGUCUGCAGCACAUCUAGUCACCAUUGCUGCUGUGGUGUGCUCUUCUGUGCAGGGAGACUGUCUUCCAGUUACCGUGUGCUAUUGCCUCAACCUCUUGUGGGUGUGAGCCCUGCCUGGUGUUUGUCUCCAGUGUUCGUGGACCUGUUUGGUCUUCUGCCACUGCCAGCCUUUACCAUGACUCGGCUGUCCCUGAGACUGGCCCGGGUUUUCUGGGUCUGUUCGAGCUUGGGAACCGAGUUGUAUGUGGGGAGCGGUCAAGAUACUGUUCUAGUCUUACAGUCCAGAGCAUCUGUGCACGGAACCCAUGCCCGCAGACGACUGUGUUAGAGGCUGGCAGGGAGGGGCAAGCGGCUCUUGUCAAUGAGAAACUCUUCUUCGGUGGAAUGCUAUUGGGGCCUCCAUGGAGAGCUCUGUGGGGGACUAGUCUUACUCCUUAAGAUUCCAGUCAGUCUGAGAAUCCCCCAGAGUAAGGCAAGGCACAGGCCAAGAUGUUUUUGGUUUUCGUUUUUAAAAAAAGAGUGACCACAGGAUAUUCCUCCAGCCCUAGUCCUCCUGGCUCUGCUCCCCUCUGUCCACCCCGACUUCACUUUCCGCCCCUCACCGGGCCCUCACCCACUCUCCCUCCGCAGGCUCUUCAGCAGCCUCGGUGAGCUGAGCACCAUC
Alexandromys fortis (reed vole) is the source of this 8023-nucleotide messenger RNA. RefSeq names its product SH3 and multiple ankyrin repeat domains 3 (gene Shank3). Gene Ontology annotation, biological process: acrosome reaction; proteolysis. Gene Ontology annotation, molecular function: synaptic receptor adaptor activity; ionotropic glutamate receptor binding; serine-type endopeptidase activity. The record is from RefSeq and is a predicted model, not a curated record. Bases 484 to 5400 code for a protein of 1638 amino acids. NCBI's taxonomy places the organism in Eukaryota, Metazoa, Chordata, Mammalia, Rodentia, Cricetidae. The transcript is spliced from 22 exons. Gene Ontology annotation, cellular component: postsynaptic density; acrosomal vesicle; dendritic spine.